CCCUGUCCCUGCCCCUGUGCCCUGAAUUUGUUACAAAUGUGGGGCGUACUGAGUGCUAUUUGUAACAGAGCAAGGGAGAGGGCGUGUGUGGGUGAGUGCACUUGCACUCGUCGGUCACGCAAAGCUUAAUCAAUGAAACCAGCGAGCACGUCGCUUAGGCUAAAUGGGGGAACUGCAAUGAGAGUAACAGUGGGGAGAGAGGAGAAUGAAGCUGCCAAAACGUGAAUACGGAACUAUUGAUUUUGCAAUGAGAGUGCGCGCGCAGCGCUCUGAUUUACACACACACACACGCUCACUCAUAUACGAAGAGCAGAGUAAGCCAGAAGUGGGAGAGUGACAAGUGGCGGCAUGUUGUCGGCGGUCAGGAUGAGAACGAAGCAGAGCCGAGCGACUGGGCUGCACUGAGGCAGCAGCAAUAAAAAUUCAUUCGCAGUGCGAAAAGUGUGCGAAGCCAAAUAGAAGGCAUUGCUAGGAGCAGCCUUGGCCAAAGUGUGAAAAUUUGCUAGAGCAGUUAAAGCGACGGCAGCUUGCAACAUUAAUAGCAAAUAAAAUUAAAUUAUGUUGUAAAAAUCUACAAUUGAAAGUUGAAGCAAAUCAAAGUUACGUUUUCGCCAUCAACCAUCGGCCAGCUUGCAGUGAAAACUAUCAAGUUUAAUUGUGUGUGCACACAACUUAAAAAUCGAUAAGCCCUAGGCACGUCUAUGAGCAUAUAUAGGUGACAAGUCCGAGGCAGCAGCAGCAGCAGCACAACGUGCACAGCUUGUGGAAUUUUGUAUGCGAAUUGGCCAUAAUCUCGUCAUAGCGCUACGCACAAGUCAAAUUACGUUAUAUAACAACGUGAACGGCGCAGGGAUUGCGUGGGCAGCGAUAGCGUAACGGCGAGUGAAAGAGAAGCAGCACACAUACGUACACACACACAUAUAUAUAUACAAAUCGAUAGACUGGCAAGAUGCGCUGCUAAUUGGUUUACACGCGAGGGAUUAGCUUUGGAAUAAUAGAACAAUCCUAGCCUGGUAAUUGCCUAAAAGUACAACGCCAACGUCAUGGGCAAGAAGAAAGUACCCGAGGAAGAGCUGGUAGUGCCGCCGCAGGAUAACCGCAUUUGCGGCACCAUUUGCAUCUGUCAGAUGACACUUGUGCUCAGCUCCGUGGCCUUGGUCUAUCUAACUGUAGCCAUCUAUAUGCCCUCCACGCGUGCCUUCAAGAGCGGCAUUGAUCCCACGCCCGUCAUGUGCACCACCACGCGCGCUGUGAACAAGGACAACUGCGAGUGGGGCAGCUGCGGCGAGUGGUGUCUGAGCAAAACCUCCGGCGCCUGCAUACAAAUCUAUGUGAAUUUGCGCAGCAAUGGCACAAAUCUCAGCUUCCAGAACUGCACGAAUUCAGCAAAUAAGACUUGUUACGGCAUCGACCAGGAUCGCGCAGACAAGGCGCGCUGCAUCAACGAUGAGUGCAAGAAUCUCACGGGCACGUUCAACUGCACUGCCGGGCAAUGCCUGAACAUAACCGAUGCCUUCGAGUGCGUCUUCCACAACAGCGAUGCGCCCGUCAAGUGCUCCGGGCGACGCGGCAAAAUCAACUGCAUGGACAUAAGCGGCCUGUUCAGCUGCAGUCGUGGCACCUGCCGCAAAAUACGCACGCCCUACAACUGCGACAGGCGCUGCGUGGACAUACCCACUCGCAACAAGAACGUGGUGGUGCUCAGCGGGGACAAGGUGUAUCUAUCUCAAUGCCAGAAUGCCAUCAAUGCCGAGACGAUGGAGGAGGUGUGGAAUGAGUCCAGCGACAAUGUGGCCAUGACUUCGUGUUACUUCAUCAAGCACACCUCGGAUCGCGUGGAUGCAGUGGACUGCAUCAAUGGCUCCACGCUGGAGCACAACAUGCUCAGCGAUCUCACCAAUUUUACAUAUCUCAGUCAUUUGCAUGUGUCGGUGGCGACGCCAGUGCCGGAGAUAGCGCCGCCAGAUGUUGAUUUGACCAUAUCGAAUGAGUCCAAGCUGAUGAUAAAUUUGGAGGGCUGCGUCAACACGCUCAUGGACGAGUGCAAAGAGUUUCUCAAGGACUUUGGGCGCGACGGCAGCGAUCAUAAUGCACGUGCUCGAUUUCCCUGCUUCUACUCGCCCACGAAGAAGGAUGUGGUGGUGGCACGCUUCGAUCUGGAGGUGACCUAUCGCCAGUUUGUGUUCGCCUCAGUGGUGCCGUCCGUGCUGUUUGUCGUCUCCUGCUCGGUGCUGUUGCUCUGCCAGAAAACCGUCUAUGUGGGCGACGAUGCCAAGAUGCGUUUCAAGGGCUGCGUCGAUACGGACACCAUACUGUCCAAGAGCAACGUCGGCGCGCCCACCAACGGCGACAUGGGUGGUGGCGGUGGCGACGAGGUCAUGGCGCUAUGAGAUCCGUCACGCAUUCCUCUGCUCCAGGAAGACAGUCCGGUGCAUCAGACUGGCGUCUUCGCUUUGCAGUAAUGGAGUUGGGCACAAACACCACCACCACCACUCACAACUCUUUGUAAUCCUUCCAUCGAGAACUUCUAACAAGCGACCACCCACACACACACGCACACAAACUCACACACACACGCACACAGACACGUACACGGACAACUGAGAGGCUUGCAAGGACACUACUGAGGCUAAACACUGAAUUAACUGUUUAAACACAUGCCAGGCACGUGAAAUUUUUCGAAAAAACGACAAUAUUAGUAUAAUUUGUAUAUUUUUGGAUAAGCUUAAAGACUUAGUGCGGGGGGGGGUUAAGGUAUUGGGCGCAGUGCAGCAAAGGUUGAUUGAUUAUUUAAUUAAGUUUACAGCACAGUUAAUUGCACUCACACAUACAUGCAUACAUAAAUCACAGCACGCACACAACUACACUUACACACACACACACAUACAUCGAUAUUAGCCCUUAGAAAAGCAGGCAAUUAAAUUCAACAAUGGUCAAAUGGCUUGGAGGGAUGCGUGAUCAAAACUAAAAAAAAAAAAGACAAAAUGAAAAACGAUUUAAAAACAACUACAAACGUACUAAAUAAA
Drosophila busckii is the source of this 3026-nucleotide messenger RNA. RefSeq lists its product as uncharacterized. The record is from RefSeq and is a predicted model, not a curated record. Lineage: Eukaryota; Metazoa; Arthropoda; Insecta; Diptera; Drosophilidae. Gene Ontology annotation, biological process: regulation of sodium ion transport. Bases 1044 to 2390 code for a protein of 448 amino acids. Gene Ontology annotation, molecular function: sodium channel regulator activity. The transcript is spliced from 2 exons.